CUGCCGCCCUGAGGCUGGACUCAACGGAUCCGGGCCCCGCCACCAGGCGAGCUCGCCGCCCGGCCCUAAACCGGAGACAGCGAGCGAGCGAGGCGACGCCGCGCGAUUUGCUUGUCAAUGCAUCACGAAAAGGCAGCCCAGAAUGAAGAAAGCAAGCAGGAGUGUCGGCUCAGUGCCUAAAGUGUCUGGGAUCAGUAAAACACAAACUGUAGAAAAAAUCAAACCAGAAAACAGCUCUUCAGCAUCCACAGGAGGCAAACUUAUAAAAUCGGGAACAGCAGCACCGCUGGCAAAGGCCAAGAGCAAUGAUGACCUCUUAGCUGGAAUGGCAGGAGGUGCACCAGUGACUAAUGGUGUUAAAGGAAAGAAAAGCACCUGCCCGUCUGCAGCAGCGUCAGCACCCGCCCCUGCCAUGACCACCGUGGAGAGCAAAGCCAAGAUCAGCACAGGCACAAGUUCUUCAUCCAAGCGGAGCACUUCUGCAGGUAAUAAAGAAUCCAGUUCUACCAGAGAGAGAUUGCGUGAACGCACCCGACUAACCCAGAACAAAAAACUACCUUCUGCAGGUCAGGGUGCUAAUGAUGUGGCGCUGGCCAAGCGUCCCCGCAGUCGCACUGCUGUGGAGUGUGAUGUUCGUAUGAGUAAGUCUAAAUCGGACAAUCAGAUCAGUGACAAAGCUGCUUUGGAAGCCAAAGUGAAAGAUCUUCUUACUCUGGCCAAAACCAAAGACGUGGAAAUUUUACACUUGAGAAAUGAGCUCCGAGACAUGCGUGCUCAGCUGGGAAUUAAAGAGGACCCUUCUGAGGGGGAUGAGAAGUCUGAAGAGAAGGAAACCGUUAUUGUUCACCAGCCGACUGAUGUUGAGUCCACUCUGUUGCAGUUACAAGAACAGAAUACCGCCAUCCGUGAAGAACUCAACCAACUGAAAAAUGAAAACAGAAUGUUAAAGGACAGGUUGAAUGCAUUGGGUUUUUCACUAGAGCAGAGGUUGGACAAUUCUGAGAAGCUGUUUGGCUAUCAAUCACUGAGCCCAGAAAUCACCCCCGGUAACCAGAGUGAUGGAGGAGGAACUCUGACUUCUUCCGUGGAGGGCUCUGCCCCUGGAUCCGUGGAGGAUCUGUUGAGUCAGGAUGAGAACACGCUUAUGGACCAUCAGCACAGCAACUCGAUGGACAACCUGGACAGCGAGUGCAGCGAGGUUUACCAGCCACUCACGUCGAGUGACGAUGCCCUUGAUGCACCCUCCUCCUCUGAGUCAGAGGGCAUUCCGAGUAUAGAGCGCUCUCGGAAGGGGAGCAGUGGGAAUGCAAGUGAAGUGUCAGUUGCUUGCUUGACCGAACGGAUACACCAGAUGGAAGAGAACCAACACAGUACGAGUGAGGAACUUCAGGCCACUCUGCAGGAGCUGGCCGACUUACAGCAGAUCACCCAGGAACUGAAUAGUGAGAACGAAAGACUGGGCGAAGAGAAGGUCAUCCUCAUGGAAUCGCUAUGUCAGCAGAGCGACAAGUUGGAGCAUUUUAGCCGGCAAAUUGAAUACUUCCGCUCCCUUCUAGAUGAGCAUCACAUUUCAUAUGUCAUAGACGAAGAUGUGAAAAGUGGACGCUACAUGGAACUAGAGCAGCGCUACAUGGACCUAGCUGAGAAUGCCCGCUUUGAACGAGAGCAGCUUCUUGGUGUCCAGCAGCAUCUAAGCAAUACUUUGAAGAUGGCAGAACAAGACAAUAAGGAAGCUCAAGAAAUGAUAGGGGCGCUCAAAGAACGAAACCACCACAUGGAGCGAAUUAUUGAGUCUGAGCAGAAGGGGAAGGUGGCCUUGGCCGCCACACUGGAAGAGUACAAGGCCACGGUGGCCAGUGACCAGAUUGAGAUGAAUCGCCUGAAGGCCCAGUUGGAGAAUGAAAAGCAGAAAGUGGCAGAGCUGUACUCCAUCCAUAAUUCUGGGGACAAAUCUGACAUUCAGGACCUCCUGGAGAGUGUCAGACUGGACAAAGAGAAAGCAGAGGCUUUGGCCAGUAGCCUGCAGGAAGACCUGGCUCACACACGGAAUGAGGCCAAUCGGUUGCAGGACACCAUUGCUAAGGUAGAGGACGAGUACCGAGCCUUCCAAGAAGAAGCUAAGAAACAAAUUGAAGAUCUGAAUAUGACCUUGGAAAAAUUAAGAUCAGAACUGGAGGAAAAAGAGACCGAGAGAAGUGACAUGAAGGAAACCAUCUUUGAACUUGAAGACGAAGUAGAACAGCAUCGAGCUGUGAAACUGCACGACAAUCUCAUUAUUUCUGAUCUAGAGAAUACAGUUAAAAAACUCCAGGACCAAAAACAUGACAUGGAAAGAGAAAUCAAGACGCUCCACAGGAGACUGCGGGAAGAAUCUGCAGAAUGGCGGCAGUUUCAAGCUGAUCUCCAGACUGCAGUCGUCAUCGCAAACGACAUUAAAUCUGAAGCCCAAGAAGAGAUUGGUGACCUGAAGCGCCGGUUACACGAGGCUCAAGAAAAAAAUGAGAAACUUACAAAAGAACUAGAGGAGAUCAAGUCACGCAAGCAAGAAGAGGAGCGAGGUCGGGUCUAUAACUACAUGAAUGCUGUUGAGAGAGAUCUGGCAGCCUUACGACAAGGGAUGGGGCUGAGUAGGAGGUCCUCGACGUCCUCAGAGCCAACCCCCACUGUCAAAACCCUCAUCAAGUCCUUCGACAGUGCAUCUCAAGUACCUAAUCCUACUGCAGCUGCAAUUCCUCGAACGCCCCUGAGUCCAAGUCCUAUGAAAACGCCCCCUGCAGCAGCUGUGUCCCCUAUGCAGAGACAUUCCAUAAGUGGACCAAUCGCGACGUCCAAACCUCUAACAACCCUGACGGAUAAGAGACCAAACUAUGGGGAAAUCCCUGUUCAAGAACAUUUGUUAAGGACAUCUUCAACCAGCAGACCUGCUUCUCUGCCGAGAGUGCCUGCCAUGGAGAGUGCCAAGACCAUCUCAGUGUCUCGACGAAGUAGUGAAGAAAUGAAACGGGACAUCUCUGCACCAGAGGGUGCAUCGCCGGCCUCACUUAUGGCUAUUGGAACCACGUCACCCCAGCUCUCUCUCUCCUCCUCUCCUACAGCAUCCGUGACUCCCACCACCCGAAGCCGGAUAAGAAGCUACUUUGAACUAAGAAGUAUAAAGAAUUGCAGAAGGGGAAGAAAGGAAGGACCCUCUCUCAGCCCUGGCAAGAGAAUAUGGAGGCUCAAAGAGGAAUGCCUUGCUGAAGUGGUGUCAGAAGAAAACAGAAGGUUAUCAGGCCAAGUGAACAAGUUGAAUGGGGAUAUACUGGGAAUCACCACCCCUGCAUCCUCCAAGUCCUUGAUGGUGGCAGUAAUCUCUUCAGUUCCUUCAGGAAUGUGGUAUUGCUUUUGGUUUACUUUUUUCCUAGGUAGGGGCAGUUCUAAUGGCUUUCACUAGGCAUUUCCUACCGUAGUAGCCCUUAAACUCCACAUGUCAGGUAUCCAGUGUUGGGGGUUCUACCACUUACUGAGUAUGUCUGUUCCAGUUAUACAUUCUAGAAGUGGGGAAGUCACUACAGGAUGGGUUUGGGGUCCCAGUGGACCUAUUGUGAGACAGGCCUGAGCUAAGACUCCAUUAAUAGCCUGACCUCCAUAUACCCCUAUUCUGACUGGUGGGCCACAGUAAUGUUUUGGGACUCCUGAAAUUAUUGUCUGUUCAGAGCCAGUGUCGAGUAAUCCCUGAAAAGUGUGACUAUUUCCUUUUCCCCAGUGAACAGUCACCCUCGUAAAAGGCCAUAGAUCCUUUGGAGAAGGCUAGGAGAAGGACUAACAGCAUAAAUUUUUGGCAGUGUAUGGGCUCCUUCCUCAAGGUACCCAACCUAUCCUUCUUUCAAGAGGUUGUGGGUCUGUGAACAGGCUGAAGUCUGGAAAUUGAUUGAGGGGGCUGUGACUCUGCUCUGGUGAUUUAAGUUAUUCUUUCAUUCACUUGACCUAGAAUUCCGCUUGUGCAAAUCAAGUAAUUAGUAGAUUUCCCAUCUAUUUCACUCUUAGGGACACCAUGACUAAGUAACCAACACUAUAAGUCCCUACAAGUCAGGCUAUUCUGAUUACUGCUUUAACUCUGCUGUCGAUUACAGUAACCAUGCCCACCUUGUCUUCUGCAAGUAAGUGCCACCACUUGGCCCUUACAACUCUGGGAUCCAGUCAGCCCCACUAUAGUGAGGCGUCUUUAUUCAGUUAGGAUAGUCCCACUGUCAGAUCUGACUUAUAUAAAAUAGCAAUCACAGCAGUCUUCUAGGGUGCUGGAGCUCCCUUCACAAAUUUGUUCCUUACCGUUGUAGUGACAGGUAUGUCCUCUAGGCACUCAAUGGGUGGGUCUGGGGGCCCAACCUGAUAAAUUUAAUCUAACAUGUCAAUUUCCCUAAGCCUUUGGAUACCUUCUUCUUGAGUUUACCAAGGCAGUUCUGGCAUUUCAGCUUACUUAGUGAGGCCAGCGUUUAAUCCAUGCUUCAGUGAACCAACCAACCAAUUAGAUCCUUUUCUAACUUCUCAUCCUAAAACACUGAAUGAAGAAUAUGUGCUUAGUGGGCCCAUAUCAAUAAACUCAGACUGCUCCAACUUUAUGUCUUUGUAUCAUUAUCCCACACCCUUAAAAGCCAUUCUCACACAUGUUCCUUAGGUUUCUGUUUGUAUAUAUUAGAAGAAUCAAGCAGUUCUUUUGGAGUAUUGCGUACCUCUUCAUGGGUCACACUUUGUACUUCACCUCUUAGGGGUUGCUACGACUUAAGUCUCGUUAUAGAUCUAGAAGCAAAAAUGGAUGGUGUAGGUGGGUCCUGGGAACAUUCAUGAAUGUCUCCUAAGGGAUCUGCCUCAGGUAGUGCCCCAGGUGCAGUCUCUGUUGAUUUCUCAGACAAAGACUCUUAAGGCACAGCUGGGUUAAUCUUAUCAGAUGGAGGUAGAAGGGAUAAUGGUUUUACUGGGGAGGGUGGCCCAGCAGACAAAGAUGGAGUAAUCUGUUCAGGCGGAAGUAAGAGGGCUGGUUCUGUUGGUAGGAGUCAUUCAGUGGAAUUUUGGUACUCAGUGUCCCCAGCUUCCUGAUUAUCUGCCCGUAGGUCCCUAUCCCAAGUUUAGAAUCCCAUUUGUUCCCCAUCAUGCCCUCACUUUAACUUUAGAUACCAUUCAAGGUUGAAAAUUCAGCUGGCUCUUAUCAUUCAGCCACUCUUACCCUAAGACUCUAGGUUUGGUUUCAGCAGUAUCAGCUCUGUUACUACAAGAAAUAAGGCUUUCUUUCAGGGCAUCAGUGGCAACUUUCAGGUCUUGUAUGUGGCGCUUGAGCUGUGACUCUGAAGCUCUGAGCUCAUCCCUUCUUUUUACCACUUUGUCUAGCAAAAAAGGACUAAGCAACCCACUUCCUUCUGCUUCUCAUUCUCCAUAAAUUGUAGAAAAGUAUCAAAUAUGCAGUUACUCAGAGCCUUUUCUGUCACAAAUAUUUGAUCCAUUAGUGGUAUAUUUGCAUAUUUUUUUGCCACCUUAGCCAUGGGUUAGCAGUGCCUUCCAUACUACUGGAGGCAGAGUCAUCAGAGCCUUUAGGACUGGCCAGAUAUGAGAACCAGUUCAGAAAACUCAUCCUUAUGAUUUUGUUCCUUUAGAACCACUCUUAGUAUUGUAUGUCUUAGGCUGAGUUUCCUAGAGGAGCAAAACCUGUGAGCCAAAAACCAAACCUACUGCCUUCGAGUCAGUUCCGACUCAUAGCAACCCUAUAGGACAGAGUAGAACUGCCCCAGAGGGUUUCCAUGGAGUGACUGGUAGAUUCAGACUUCCCAUUUUUUGGUUAGCAGCCAAGCUCUUAACUACUGUGCCACCAGGGCUCAAACCUGUGAAGCAUAUAUGUAAAUAUAUGUAGAAAAUUUAUUACAGAAAUAUGGCUCAUGCAGUUGUGGAGACUGGGAAGUCCCAAAUCCGUGGAUCAGUUGUCAGGCUGGAUGUUUGUCCUGACUCACAUGUUUGCAGGCCCUGAUGAGCUGAAAAUUAGCAGGUCAGGUAGAAGGCUGCUGGCUCACAUCCCGAGAACCUGAGAUCAGAUAUGACGAGUCUGAUACAGGAUCGAAAGAAAGCAAGCUUGCCAGAACAUCCGUAUGUAUUGGAUGCAGGCUACAGCCCCAAGGAAAUUCCUUUUCAACUGAUUGGCACGGAAAUUCGUUUUCAACUGAUUGGCUCACAUCAGAUCAAAAAAUGGAGGAUGAUUAUAUAAUGUCUGCCAAACCACUGAAAAUCAUAACCUUGCCAAGUUGACCUAUAACUUUAACCAUCACUUAAGGCAAUAAUUUCAGGGGUUUAUCCGGCCUCCAUGGCCCCAGAAAUCUGGAAUCUAUGGUAAUUUGAAGUUCUCUUCUUCAUUUUCUUCCUUUUGAUCAGAAUUCUUCUAUAGAACCUUUGACCCAAAAGCUUGGUAAUGAUAACUGGGCACCAUCCAGUUCUUCUGGUCUCAUGACAAAGGAGGCAGUUGUUCAUGGAGGCCAUUAGCCACACAUUCCAUUUUUUUCCUCUUGUUCCCAACUGUUCCCCUAUCACUCCACAUGUAUAGAGACCAAUUAUUGUGGUUUGGAUGUCUGCUUGGAAGCUCUUAAGACCCCAGGCACUAUGCAAGGAACUAGGAGGUAGAAGUACUAAACACCUUAUAAGGCCAGUUAACUGGAAUGUCCCAUGUAACCAUGACCCCGAACCUCUAAAUCAAGGAACCAAAUCACAUGAGGUGUUUGGUUGUAACAAGUGGAUGACUUUAAUGAACAGAAAUCUAUUUCCUUACAGUUUAGGAGAUAAAAAGUACCGAUUCAAAGCACUGGCUCUAGGGAAAGGCUUUCUCUCUCCUUUGGCUUGGUGUGGCCAGGUAGGUACUUUGUCUAUUCUCAGUGUCUGUUCCUCACUUUUCCUGGUGAUCUUCAUGUGGUGUGCUGUGUAUCAUCAUCUGUGCCUCCUUUUCUCUGUGCCUGACCUGUUCUUUUUAUAUCUCAAAAAUGGUUGACUUAGGACACACCCUACACUGAUAAGACUUCCUUAACAUAACAGAGAAACCCUAGUCCCAAAUGGGAUUAUAUCCACAGGUAUGGGGGUUAGGAUUUAUGACACAUAUUUUUGGGAGACACAGUUCAAUCCGUAACAGAUAUCCCCCAAUUCACAUCAUAUAGAAAAAGUAAUUCAAAAUAUGUCAAAAAUUUAAAUGUAAAACUUAAAAUAUAAAACUCCUAGGAGAAAAUAGGUGAAAGUCUGUGUGACCUUACCUUAGGCAACAGUUUUUUUUAGAUACAACACCAAAAGCAUGAACAACACAAGAAAAAAAUAGAUAAAUUGGAAUUCACCAGUAUUCAAACUUUUUGACUAAUGGACCCCAGCUACCACAGCCUGUACCAUACUGAGUCCAGCACAGCUAUAUGGUGCCUGGCUGCCACCACCGACUGCUGUGACAUGGUUUACACUAGAGGGUCUCAGACAGAGCUGGAGAAAAAUGUAGAACAAAAUUUAAACUCACAAAAAAAGACCAGACUUACUGGUCUGACAGAGACUGGAGAAACGCCUAGAAUAUGGCUCUUGGACACCCUUUUAAGUCAGUACUGAAGUCACUCCUGAGGCUCACCCUUCAGCAAGAUUAGACAGGCUAUAAAACAAACAGUAACACACGUAGUUCAACCAUGUACACGAGACUAAGGGACACACCAGCCAAGGGACAAGGUUGAGAAGGCAGGAUGGGACAGGAAAGCUGGACAAAUGGAAAUGGGGAAACCAAGGCCAACAAGGGGAGUGUUAACACACUGCAGGGUUGGCAACAGAUGUUUCAAAACAAUAUGUGUAUUAACUGUUUAAUGAGAAACUAAUUUGCUCUGUAAACUUUCACCUAAAGAACAAUUAAAAAAAGAAAAGAAAGAAAAAACCUUUGUGAAUUAAACGUCAAGACAGUGAAAAAGACAACCUACAGACUGGGAGAAAAUUCUGCAAAUCCUGCAUCUGAAUAAAGGUCUAGUAUUUAUAGUACCUAAAGAAGUCUUACAACUCAACAGUAAAAACACAAAUAACCCAGUUUAAAAAAUGGGGAAAUGAUUCAAGUACAUACUUCUCCACAGAUGAUACACAAAUGCUAAUAAACACAUAGAAAGAUGCUCAACAUCAUUAAUCACUAGGCAAAUGUAAAUAAAGACCACAAUGAGAUACCACUUCACACAAAUAAUUGGACAAUAACAACUAUUUGUGAGGAUUUGGAGAAAUUGGAACCCUCAUUUUUUGCUUAUUGCAGUGUAAAAUGGAAGAGUUGCUGUUGAAAACAGUUUGGUAAUUCUUUAAAAGAUUAAACAUAGAAUUACAAUCAGACCUAGCAAUUCCACUCCUAGGCAUAUUCCUUACAGAAUUAAAAAACAUGCUGACACAAAUUUUCAUAGCCAAAACAUGAAAACAAUGGCAAUAUCCAUUAGCUGAUGACAGAAUAAACAAAAAGUUUGUCUAUACUAAAACAAACAAACAAAAAAAACCCACUGUUGUGAAGUCAAUUGUGAUUCAUAACCCUAUAGGAAGAGUAGAACUGCCCCACAGGGUUUCCAGGGAGCAUCUGGUGGAUUUGAACUACCAACCUUAUGGUUGGCAGCCAAACUCUUAACUAUACCGCCAGAGUUUCGAUGUCUAUACUAGAGAAUAUGUAUUCAGCAAUUAAAGGGAAUGAAGUUCUGAUAUAUGCCACAACAUGGAUGAUCCUUGAAAAAUGAUGCUAAUUGAAAGAAGCCAGAUAGAAAACUCUGGCCUAUAAGACUUCAAAUACACGAGCCCCGAAAGCAAGUGUAAAUCUGAUACUGUCAGCUUUGUGGGAUGACAAGAACAUUAAUGCUGGUGGCCACAAGUUUGGUCUAGGACUGGAAACUCAAGCAUAAAUGAAUUUAUGCAGUCAUAUAUAUUUAUAUUUAUUGCAUUUUUUAUUGAGAUACAUGUCACAUAACAUACAAUGCACCCAUUUAAAACUUGCAAUUCAGUGGUUUUUAGUAUAAUCAGAGUUGUGCAGCCAUUACCACAAUCAAUUUUAGAACCCUCGUGCGGGAUUGCUGGUAACAUUUACAUUAAUGGUGGUGGAAUAAUUUGAAAAAGGAUAACGGUAAUGAUUGCACAACCUGAAGAAUGCAAUCAAUGUCAAAACGGUUCUCUACAAAAAUUCAGCAAAACACAGCCAUAUGGAAGGAAAUGAGGAACAAAAGAGAUACAAUACACACAAAAAACAAACACCAAAAUGGCAGAAGUAAGUCCUUAACAGUAAUUAAACGUAAAUGGAUUAAAACCUUCCAUCAAAGGCAGAGAUUGGGAGAAUGGAUUUAAAAAAAUGAUCCAUUUAUAUCCUGUCUAAAAGAAACACACUUUAGAUGCAAAGACACAAAUAGGUUGAAAAUGAAAUGGUGGAAAAAUAUAUUAGAAGUACUAAGUAUUCCGGAUAGCGAAUAGGUUUAACCGAAAGAGACCUAGAGUGACUAUAAUUAAUGUCAGACAAAAUACACUUUAAGUCAAGUGUAUUACAAGAGAUAAAGAAGGGCACUAUGUGGUGAUAAAAGGGUCAACUCAUAAAGAAGGUGUAACAAUUAUAAGUAUGUAUGCACCCAAUACCAAAGCCCCAAAAUACAUGAAGCAAACACUGAUAAAAUUUGAAGUAGAAAUAAACAGUUUGACAAUAAUGGUCGAAGACUUAAACACACCAUUUUCAAUAAUGGAUAAAACAUCUAGUCAGAAGAUCAAUACAAAAAUAGAGGAUUUGAACAACAUUAUAAACCAGUUAGUCCUAAUAGGCAUAUGUAGAACACUUCACCCAACAUCAGCACUAUAUGCAUUCUUUUGUAGUGCAAAUGGAUUAUUUUUCAGGAAAGGCCAAAUGCUAAGUCACAAAUCAAGUCUCAACAAAUUUCGAAACACUGGAAAUCACACAAAGUGUAUUUCUGACCACAAUGGAAUGAAACUAGAAAUCAGUAACAAGGAAAAUUGGAAAUUUCACAAUUAUGUGAAAGUUAAACAACACAUUAUUAAAUAACUAAUGGGUCAAAGGAGAAAUCAAAAAGGUAAUCAGAAAAGACUUAGCGAUGAAUGGAAAUAAAAGCACAGCAUACUAAAACUUACGGGAUGCAGCAAAUUCAGUGCUUACAGAAAAACUCAUAGUGGUAAACACCUAUAUUAAAACAGGAAGAAAGAUCUCAAGUCAAUAAUAACCUAACUUUACAACUCAAGGAAUUAGUCGGGGAAAAAAGCAAAGUACGCCCAAAGCUACCAGAAGAAAAGAAAUAACAAAGAUAAGAGCAGACAUAAAUGAAAUAGAGAAUAGACAAUAGAAUCAAUGAAGCCAGACGUUGAUCAUUGGAAAAAAAUCAAAGUCAACAAACUUUCAACUGGACUGACAAAAAAAAAAAAAAAAAAGAUGCAAAUAUCUAAAAUCAAGAGAUGAAAUAGGAACUUUAUCUUUUAUUUUGAUAGAUUUAUUACUGUUAUUAUUUUCUGUUACUAGAUAUCUUCUUGUACCAUAAGCUUUAAAUUUUCCUAGACUGCUACUUGAAUUGAGUGAUUUCAGAUUAUUAUAAAGUAGCUCCCCUUGGAUUGUGGAACUUUGCCAUGUAUCAAGUUGAUUAACCUGAACGAAACCAAACCCAUUGCCAUCAAGUCAACUCCGACUAGUAACAAACCUAUAGGACAGAGCAGAACUGCCCCAUGGGGUUUCCGAGGAGCGACUAAUGGAUGCAAACUGCUGACUGUUUGGUUUAGCGUUAGCUCUUAUCUGCUGCAGCACCAGGGCUCCAUCAUGCUGAUUAAGCAGAGAUAAUUCAAGUAUGGAAUCAGUGAUUUGACUAAUGUCACUUGAUUCCUUCCAACUUAGAUUCUGUGAUUCUGUGGUUUUAAGAUACUUGUGUUACCCCCAUGCAUCUGUCAGUUUGUGCUACUGUCGGGGCUCAUGUGUUGCUGUGAUGCUGGAAGCUAUGCCACUAGUAUUAAAAUACCAACAGGGUCACCCAUGGUGGACAGGUUUCAGCUGAACUUCCAGACUAAGACAGACUAGGAAGAAGGACCUGGCAGUCUACUUCUGAAAAAAAAAAUUAGUGAAAACCUUAUGAAUAGUAACAGAACACUGUCUGAUAUAGUGCCUGAAGAUGAGCCCCUCAGGUUGGAAGGCAUGCAGUACAACUGGGUAAGAGCUGCAUCCUCAAAGUAGAGUUGAACUUAAUAAUGUGGAUGGAGUCAAGCUUUCAGGACCCUCAUUUGCUGAUGUGCCAUGACUUAAAACGAAAAGAAACAGCUGUAAACAUCCAUUAAUAAUACGAAUGUGGAAUGUACAAAGUAUGAGUCUAGGAAAAUAGGAAAUUGUCAAAAAUGAAAUGGAAUGAUAAACAUCGAUAUCCUAGGCAUUAGUGAGCUGAAGAGGAAUGGCAUCACAUUUAUCAUCAAAAAGAACAUUUCAAGAUCUAUGCUCUGAAGUACAGCCCUGUCAGUGAUAGGAUAAUAUCCAUAUGCCUACAAGGAAGAUCAGUUAAAUAUGACUAUUACUCAAAUUUACCCACUAACUGCUAAGACCAGAGAUGAGGAAAUUGAAGAUGUUGCCCAACUUCUGCAGUCUGAAAUUGAUCAAACAUGCAAUUGGAAUGUGAAAGUUAGAAACAGAGAAGAAGAAUCAGUAGUUGGAAAAUAUGGCAUUGAUGAGAGAAAUGAUGCUGGAGAUUGCAUGAUAGAAUUUUGCAAGACCAACGACUUCUUCAUUGCAGAUACCUUUUUUCACCAACGUAAACGGCGAUUAUACACGUGAACCUCACCAGGUGGAAUACAUAGGAAUCAAAUUGACUGUGUCUGUGGAAACAAGACGAUGGGAAAACAACAUCAUCAGAUCAAGGCCAGGGGCCGAAUGAGGAACAGACCAUCAAUUGCUCAUGUGCAAGUACAAGUUGAAGCUGAAGAAAAUUAGAACAAGUCCACAAGAGCCAAAGUAUGACCUUGAACAUAUCCCACCUUAAUUUAGAGACCAUCUCAAGAACAGAUUUGAUACAUUGAGCACUAAUGACUGAAGACCGGACGAGUUGUCAGAAGACAUCAAGGACAUCAUUCGUGAAGAAAGCAAGAGGUCAUUAAGAAGACAGGAAAAAAAGAAAAGAUCAAAAUGGAUGUCAGGAGAGACUCUGAAGGUUGC
This is a messenger RNA of Loxodonta africana (African savanna elephant), 12154 nucleotides long. RefSeq names its product sperm antigen with calponin homology and coiled-coil domains 1 like (gene SPECC1L). Gene Ontology annotation, cellular component: filamentous actin; microtubule organizing center. The record is from RefSeq and is a predicted model, not a curated record. Gene Ontology annotation, biological process: actin cytoskeleton organization. NCBI's taxonomy places the organism in Eukaryota, Metazoa, Chordata, Mammalia, Proboscidea, Elephantidae. Gene Ontology annotation, molecular function: protein binding. The coding region runs from base 143 to 3433 and encodes 1096 amino acids. The transcript is spliced from 15 exons.